GCGCCGGCGGAAGCGGCGCCGGGGACUCAUGGCGGCGCUGGCGCGGGCCCUGAGCUGCCAGGCUGGAGUGACCCAGUGGACAGCAGGGUGCUGUGGGUUGCUGCAGAGCCCUGCAGUCCCAGGCCCCUGGAGGUGGGUGCUCUGCAGUGCUUUCCAGAGACACAAGACUGGCACCUUCCAACUCUCUAAAUUCUGUGGUGGAUUGAUUCAAGCCAAUGGAGCCAUCACACAGCAAAACAGAUCCUUUCACAAUACGAGUAAGCAUCUUUCUGCAAAAGAUUCCUUGCUGUCAUCUGAAGAAAAAGUGGGUGCUUUUACAAGGAUAAUGGAAGCCUUCGGGUUCACAGGACCACUCAAGUACAGCAGAUGGAAGCUGAAGGUGGCGGCGCUGCGCAUGUACGCGUGCUGCGUGGAGAAAACCGACUUCGAGGAGUUCUUCAACAAUCAAGGAUGCCAAAUGCCUGAUACUUUGAAUUCAUGGUUUCUAGUAGCCCAGCUUCAUGUCUGGAUGUGCCUGGUGCGGCUGAAGCAGGAGGGCCGCACGGGGAAGUACAUGUGCCGCUACAUCGUGCACUGCAUGUGGGAGGACGUGGAGCAGCGUGGGAAGGUGAUGGGGAUUAAUUCUACUGUUCUAAAAGAAGAGUUGAAAAGGAUGGCAGAAAAUUUCUAUGCAGCUCUGUUUGGAUACGAUGAGGGAAUCCUGUGUGAUGAUCGUGUUCUGGCAUCAGCUCUGUGGAGAAACCUUUUUAACAGGAACUGUGAGGACCCUCGGCACCUGGAGCUGCUCGUGGAGUACGUGCGCAAACAGGUGCAGCACCUGGACGCGCUGAGCGGGGAGGAUCUGCUGCUCACGGGCGAGGUGAGCUGGCGGCCGCUGGUGGAGAGCAACGCCCGCAGCAUCCUCAAGCCCCUGUCCCCCGUGUACAACGAUGAAGGACUCUGAGAUCCACGUGCCAGGACAGCUUGGGAAGCGUGGCUGCAAUGGGACUGGGCUGAGGCUGCGUGGUUGGGAAGAACAGUUUGCUGUUGGAAGGAAAGCAUUUCAUUAGCUCUCCCAUCCGUGGUGCCUCGGUAGCCUCCUGAGCAGCCGCACUCCUGAAUCUUCACCUGCAAAUAAAUGCUCAUUGUUUUAAGAACCUCUGUCCGUUUUAUGGACCCGAGUGGCCCUUGCUGACAUGGACAGAGCUGCCUUCUGCCUUUAGGAAACCAGGUAUUCACCAUGAUGUAGAGUUCUCUCAAAAAGACAUUUCUGUCCCUUGCCUUGUUUAAAGAGCUGCUACUCAGAGACACAGUGGUGUCCUCUGCUCCCUGAAUGGUUGUGAUUGUAAAUGUGAGCUUUGCAUACUUAGAUAUUAAGUAUAUAUUUUAAAUGUCUGAUGCCAAGAUGGAAUGGUCCAUCUUUGCAUUAAAGAAUUGCUUUAACAUUCUGAAGGGUUUUCUGUGAAAAUCCCUUUUAGGAACUCUCCGCUUUGUUGCACAAGGGUGAGAGAAUGCAAAGAAUAAUGCACAGUCCCCAGCAAUCCUCUGUGACUUUGGCUGUCUGAGGGAGAUUAAAGCCCCAGUUCUGGCUGGGCUGGCACUAAAAGCUGCCCCAGAACCUCAUGUUCAGUCUGCCUUGCUGAUACUUCCACAUUCUUUGUAGAAUUGUCUUCUAGGAACUCCUUUAUGAAAAGAACAUCCCUGUUGUGUCCCUGGGACAGGACUCUGCCAUCCUCCAUCCCCUGCAGCAGCGGUCCAGGGGUUUUAGCAAGAUCCUUCAACACCAGUGAAAACUUUCUAUGGCUGUGCAGGCAAAUGGUGCCAACACAGCAAUUAGGGGAGCAGGAGCUGCACUGAUGAGAUCAGCAGAGGCUGAGGUGCUCUGUGUGGGUGGAUGGUUCACCAGGCUGUUUCCAGGUCAGUGGCAAAAAGAGUUUUUAUUUCUCUCCUGUCCAAAAUCUGAGUCAAUAAUAAAUGUCAGUCUGGGUUAAAUUGCUGUGUGUUUGUUUUCUGUGCCAUGUGUGCUUUUGAUAAGAAUAAACCCUAUAAAAUCAGGACUUAUUCCUAAUAAAAGUAUUAAGCAAAA
This is a messenger RNA of Melospiza melodia melodia, 2065 nucleotides long. RefSeq names its product ubiquinol-cytochrome-c reductase complex assembly factor 1. Gene Ontology annotation, biological process: mitochondrial respiratory chain complex III assembly. The transcript has 10 exons. The coding region runs from base 29 to 943 and encodes 304 amino acids. Lineage: Eukaryota; Metazoa; Chordata; Aves; Passeriformes; Passerellidae. Gene Ontology annotation, cellular component: mitochondrion. The record is from RefSeq and is a predicted model, not a curated record.